This is a messenger RNA of Cicer arietinum (chickpea), 1222 nucleotides long. RefSeq names its product UDP-glycosyltransferase 83A1-like. Gene Ontology annotation, molecular function: quercetin 7-O-glucosyltransferase activity; quercetin 3-O-glucosyltransferase activity. The record is from RefSeq and is a predicted model, not a curated record. Lineage: Eukaryota; Viridiplantae; Streptophyta; Magnoliopsida; Fabales; Fabaceae.
UAAAAAUAACUUCAAUUCUCAUCAUAAUAUAAUAUAUUCUUUUUAUCUUGCAAUUAAACAAUGGGCAAUUUGCCUCAUUUUCUUGCGAUACCAUUUCAAGUUCAAGGACAUGUGAAUCCCCUAAUGCAAUUCUCUCAAAUUCUAACUAAAUAUGGUUGUAAGGUCACUUUUCUACAUACUGAAUUUAAUCAUAAACGAUCGAAUAUGGAUGAUUGUCAGAACAACAAGAUAAAAGUGGUGACACUCUCUGAUGGAUUGGAAUCUGAAGAUGAUAGAAGUGAUACGAAGAAAGUUAUGUUAUCAAUUAAAAGUACCAUGCCAAAUAAACUUCCAAAACUUAUAGAAGAUAUUAAUGCUUUAGAAGUUGAUAAUAAUAAUAAGAUCAAUUGUAUUGUUGUUACGUUUAGUAUGGGUUGGGCCUUGGAAGUGGGCCAUAAAUUGGGCAUCAAAGGGGCUUUACUAUUUCCGGCGUCGGCAACUUCUUUGGCAUGUGUUGUUUGCAUACCUAGAUUGAUCGAGGAUGGAAUUAUUGAUUCUGAAGGAAAUCCAACCAAACAACAAGAAAUUCAAAUCUCCCCCGAUAUACCAAUGAUGGACACAACAAACUUACCAUGGCAUGGAACAGAUAAGAUACUCUUUGAUUAUAUUGUACAAGAAAUUCAAACUAUAAAUUUAGCAGAGUGGUGGCUUUGCAACACUUCUUAUAAUCUUGAUCUCCUUAACAAGCCUUUUCUUUGGAUCGUUCGUCCGAAUAAUGACAACAUAGUAAGCUAUGAAUACCCUGAUGAGUUUCUUGGAACUCAAGGGAAGAUUGUUGGUUGGGCGCCGCAAAAGAAGAUAUUGAACCACCCUGCUACUGCUUGUUUCAUUAGUCAUUGUGGUUGGAAUUCUACCAUUGAAGGUGUACAUGCUGGUGUACCAUUUAUUUGUUGGCCUUUUUUAACUGACCAAUUUCUUAAUAAAUCAUAUAUAUGUGAUGUGUGGAAGAAUGGACUUGCAUUAGAAAAAGAUGAAAAUGGAUUUAUAUCAAAGGAAGAGAUAAAGAGGAAGGUGGAACAAGUACUUGAUGAUGAUGACAUAAAAGAAAUGUGUUUGAAAAUAAAGGAAAUGACUAUCAAUAAUAUGGUAGAAGGUGGUGAUUACUUCAAUCAUGCCAGAUACAGUUGGCGACAAACUCAUUGGGUUUGUGACUUCAAGAGAUGAAAUUCCAUAUCUACUCAAG